Phragmites australis (common reed) is the source of this 1158-nucleotide messenger RNA. RefSeq names its product chalcone isomerase-like protein 2. Lineage: Eukaryota; Viridiplantae; Streptophyta; Magnoliopsida; Poales; Poaceae. The record is from RefSeq and is a predicted model, not a curated record. Gene Ontology annotation, molecular function: intramolecular lyase activity. The transcript has 5 exons. Bases 181 to 825 code for a protein of 214 amino acids.
ACACAGUGGUAGGUUGGUGUCAUUGACAUCAGUCAGUGUAGUGUCGAUCACACUUGCUUCAGCUACCUGCCUCCCUUCCUGCCUCACCUUCUACCUAACUCAGCUAGCUAGCUACCUUCAGGUUUCUUCGCUCUCACUGCACAAGAGCACAAAGGCUUCACUCACCUCCGCAGAAGAAAAAUGGGCUCGGAGGCUGAGAAGAAAACCGUGGAAGUGGAAGGCAUCGCAUUCCCGGCGGAGAUCGCCGUCAGCAAGCCUCUCUCCCUCCUAGCUCACGGCAUCACGGACAUUGAGAUCCACUUCCUCCAGAUAAAGUACACCGCCAUUGGGAUCUAUGUCGAGAAGGGCAAUGUCCUCGAGCAUCUACAGGACUGGAAGGGCAAGAAGGCCGAGGAGCUGGUGGAAGACGAUGCUUUCUUUCAGGCCCUCGUUUCAGCUCCUGUGGAGAAGCUAUUCAGGGUGGUGGUGAUCAAGGAGAUCAAGGGCUCGCAGUACGGCGUGCAGCUCGAGAGCUCCGUGCGCGACCGCCUCGUCGCCGUCGACAAGUACGAGGAUGACGAGGAAGAGGCGCUCGAGAAGGUCACCGAGUUCUUCCAGUCCAAGUAUUUCAAGCCCAGCUCCGUCAUCACCUUCCACUUCCCGACCACUCCUGGAGUUGCAGAGAUAUCGUUUGCGACGGAAGGCAAGGAUGAAGCGAAGAUUACGGUGGAGAACGACAACGUGGCUGGGAUGAUCCAGAAGUGGUACCUGGGCGGCACAUCCGCGGUUUCUCCCACGACCGUCCGGAGCCUGGCCGAGCAUUUCGCAGCGCUGCUCUCCCCAUGAUUGCUGCUGGAAGUGCUCAUAUGCUUCCAGCUUAAUUGGGCUCGUGAAUUCUGUCCUCGGCUCUCGUGUGUUGCAGCAAAUUGCAAAUAAGACUAUUUUUUUUCUUCAACUAUCUGGUUCCUGGAAUGCAUGAAUGUUAUCCAAGGAAAACACUAUCGGUGAUAAACCCGGUUUACCGGGUAUAUCGAUGGACCUCGGUAGAAAAAAAAAAAUAUCAUGUUCAUUAGAAUUUUAUUUGAAUUUUGUUCGCUAUAUCUGAUAUUUCAGAUAAAUUGUGUUUGUCAGUGGCUUCCUGUAAAUUUUUAUCUACCGGUAAUGUUUUUCUUGAUGUUA